Salvelinus sp. IW2-2015 is the source of this 1415-nucleotide messenger RNA. RefSeq names its product zinc finger protein 706. Lineage: Eukaryota; Metazoa; Chordata; Actinopteri; Salmoniformes; Salmonidae. The record is from RefSeq and is a predicted model, not a curated record.
UGCCAACCAGCGAUAAACCUCACCGAAGAAGAAGAACAAGAAGAAGAAGAASAAGAAGAACAAGAAGGGCGAAGCAACGCGAAGGUAGGCCAUGGCUCGCGGUCAACAGAAGAUUCAAUCCCAGCAAAAGAACGCCAAGGCGGCAGCUGCUAAGAAGAAGGGAGCGGCAGCAGACCAGAAGACUGCAGCCAAGGCAGCACUGGUCYACACCUGCCCCGUCUGUCGGACGCAGGUGCCGGACCCGAAGACGUUCAAGCAGCACUUUGAGAGCAAGCAUCCCAAAUCCCCAAUGCCCCCAGAGCUGGAUGAUGUUGAGGCUUAAAAGACCAACACACACAAUGGACCUACAGCUGGACACAGGAUGACCACGAUUAGAGCACUGCAACUGGAACUAAAUGGCGUCAAGAGACAAAACACUGAGACCCCUGGACAUGGGUGGGGGAAUAUGUGUGACAAUGACCUAAAAUGGGGGCAGAGGCACACCAGCACCCCAUCUUAUAUGUCCAACCACCCCUCAACUUCAAGCACCCACCCAUUGAAGCACCCAUCUUAAUUAUAUGAGCCCACUCUACCUACUUUCCUUUUCCCUAUGCUGCUUCCUUCAUUCAUUCCUGAUUCAAUACACGUCUAAAAGUGUCAUGGUGUUACUGUUUUUCCAACUUUUUCUCAUUUGUGUACCGCUGUCUUACUUUUACCCCAACUCUUUUCUAUACCUCCUCUAUACUCUUGUGCAAAUCAUUUCUGCUUUCUUUGAGAAUGGUGUCAUAGUGGAAAAGAUGUGUUAAUUGCCCAAGACUGAGCCUUGUUCUGCCUGUAAAAGGCCCUGGUCGACACAGUGCCAAAAUCCCUUUUGAUWGUCGCCGGGUCCACGUUGUAACAAUUGUAUUUUGCAUUUGACCAUUUCCAAGAACUGUAGCAAUAUAUAUGAAAGCAUUCCUCUGCCUAUUUGAUCCAUUCAGAAGGAAAGCAGUGAAUAUGUUKUGUGUGUGAGAGAAUAUGUAUGCCUUGUAAUGCUAGCAGAAAAUGUGUUACUUCCAAAUGCAAGUUAAAUGCCAUUCCGUCUAUACUGAUACCAGACUAAUGCAUACUUAUAAGUAUUUUCAAAUGUAUUUCCAAUAUACUGAAAUGCUAUGUAGCUGAACAGGAGUGACACUGUCAAGGAUUGGAGUUUCUGGAGGUCUGUGUUCACUGGCAUUUCCUUUCACUUCUGCAUCAAAUCAACCUCUACAAUAUAUAUUCUACUUAUUUUAUUACAAAAAUAGCAGUACACAGUCCUCCAUAAAUAUAUUGACAAUGACACAUUCCUGUGUAUUGGUUCCUCUGUACAUAGAAAAACUGCAAAAAAAAUAGAAUGACAUUUGCCAUUGCUACUAACUUGUACUGGUUAAAGUAUGAUUAAAGAAAUGCAAAAAAAA